Dreissena polymorpha is the source of this 4227-nucleotide messenger RNA. Its product is annotated as sclerostin domain-containing protein 1-like. The coding region runs from base 701 to 1510 and encodes 269 amino acids. Gene Ontology annotation, biological process: negative regulation of BMP signaling pathway; negative regulation of Wnt signaling pathway. The record is from RefSeq and is a predicted model, not a curated record. The transcript has 2 exons. Gene Ontology annotation, molecular function: BMP binding. NCBI's taxonomy places the organism in Eukaryota, Metazoa, Mollusca, Bivalvia, Myida, Dreissenidae.
AACUUGCGGUUAGCUCGGAUAGACUGCCGUACAGCGUGGUCCGUUUACUACACAACACACUUGGAGUUUUAAUUUCUUUGUAGAAAUAAAUUGAUAGUAAUCGAACAAACUUACAAUGUUACUGAAUGAAUGAAAUUGGUUCGCCCAUUCAGAAAACGACUUAGCUAGGGUUUAUAGCAAACUGCACGCUUGGGCGAUUAAUACAGUUUCGACGGGCACAAAUAAAAAUCCGUGAUUGAUAGCCUGGUACGGUACAAAACCCGCCUAUCAAAAGCGCUGAAUGUCGCGCUCAAUUCAGUAAAGGACACCGACGCAGGCCAUUCUCAUAUCGUACGCGAGUUUCUGCAGAAGCGUGCUAGUUGCGUAAGCGACAGUCCAAGUCUUCGAGGAAUAAUUCUAGUGAGGGGCUGGAUAAUAGUUAAAGGCACUGUUGUAUAAAACAGGUGUGCGACAGUGUCGGAUUUAUAACGAUAGGGGUUUAACUGUUCGAAGUUUAAGCUCGAAAAUGUGAUUGCGUUUGCUUCUCACUCUGUUUUAACAACCUUCGGAUUUUACAACUGGAUUGAAGAAAAGUUGUUGUUCAUUUAUUGCUUUCAAUAAAGUUUUAUGGAUACAGGUAUCUUAUCGUGAUUUAAAACAUACAAAAUGAUUCGUGUGCAUAAUACUUGAUUUUCGGAUAUCUCGUUCAUGUUUCUAAAACAUGUAUUUUAACUGGACGCUGCCAGUGUUGGUCGUCAUGCACCUGGGAGUUGUUGCAGCGAAGGUUGCGUCGAUCCCCGGUACUUCCGGUGAAACAGAACUCGAUUUGAACGUUAAUGAACUCCACAAUGCGUCGGCGACUUUUCCCGUCGGCAUUAACAAAUCGUUUUCUAUGGAGCCACCAGAUGACCUUCAAAUUGGUUGCCAAGAGCUGCGUGCAAAGCGUUACAUUUCCGAUGGGUUCUGCACGUCUCUUCGGCCAAUCAAGGAGGUUGUGUGUGCAGGACAGUGUAUGCCCAUCAAGGAACAAGACCUUCCGUGGUGGGCGGAGGUUAUCAAAUACUGGGCAAAGCCAAAGCAUAUGGAAUGGAGGUGCGUUGAUGCAGUUACUAAACUUAAGAAAGUGCAAUUAAUGUGUGAAAAUGGCGAGACCAGAACUUACAAAAUUAAAAUUGUGAAAUCGUGCCGGUGUAAAAGUUAUGAAAGAGAACCAAAUAGAACUGAUCUCCGCGGCCGCGGAAGUAGAAAUUUGGAUCAAAAAGACGAUAUGGAUUCUAAGAAAAAGGCGAGGCUAGAGAACAGACAUAAAAAGCAAAAAGGAAGCGAAACGCGACGAAAGCAAAGGCUAGAGAGGAAGAACAAGAAAGAGCAACUUUCAGAGGAAGGUCGUAAAAAUACACAAAAAGAUCGGAACAAAUUGCAUUCGCGAAAGCGUGAUAAAUCGAAGCAUUCCGUAACUGUAGACGCUUCUAUUGAGACAAAUAAUAAAAGGCAUACGACAUUAACAUUAAAUGAGUCCCCGGAAUUAUAGUGUAUUUAAUUUAAUAUAUGUACUUGAGUAAAUUAUAUUACAGAUUUCAACAAUUUAAGUCAAUUAACAGGGAAACAGAUUAUUGGUACUUCGAUGUGAAUUUGUGAUAUAUUAAUAUAUCUUCAAAUAUGUGGAGUGUUUAGGCUACAAAUGCUUAUCAAAGGGAUUGUUAAGGCGCAUUAUACCGCUGCAUUUGGAUCGGUAGGCACUAAGUGCAUUCUGGAGAUACUACAAUAUACCAUUCGCAUUAGAAUUGCAAAUAUAUGUAUAUUCACACUUGAAAUGAAUAUGCUUUUUUUGAAAAGGCAUGAAAUUGUGAUAAUGCGGCUUGUUUAUACCGCCGUUUGAAACAGGUGUUCAUUAACAUACCGAGGAUACACAGGAAUUUACAGCGUGUAGCAUACUUUGAAAAGGAUUACAGUGUUAACAGAAUGGACAAAUUCUUAUUUAUUCUAUUGUUAGAUGGUGUUGUAAAUAUUUUAAAGUGUCGUUUUAGAUUGUAUAAUAGAUCUAGCAUCUACGCUGUCGUAUUUUCCACAUCAGCAAAAAGGAUGCUGCUCCUAUCGAUCAUAAUGUUUAAUCUCUAGCUAAACAUGCCUUCAAUAGACUGUUUGAAUUAUAUGCCCCCCCCCCCAUUUGCGUUGCAGGAAAUUAUUUAGUUUUUGAGACGGCGUGGUUUUAUACUGAUAUCGAAUGCAUGAAAAUCAUGUCACAUCCGGGUACGCUACACUUCAACAUUAUUACAUUUAUGAUUUCAGAAUGUUCAAAACCAUUGUUAGUAACGUUGUAUAUCAGACUUGAUCAGAAACAUGAGUUUUGAAUCUUUUGAUAAAUUACUAUGCCUUUGUUAUAUAAAUAUAACGAAAUAUUCCGAAUUAAAAACAUCAACGUGUAUGCGCGAUAUUUAACUUCCUUAAACAUGAAAAUGCACCGAACCGAUACAGACUUUACUAGAAGUAUGUUACCCGUAAAACAUUAUCCUCUAUUUUAAGUUUUAAUCGAGCUAGAUAAAAGUGAUCAUAGGCGACCUGUUCUUUGAACAAAGCUUGAAAGUCGACUAUUCAGAAAAAAUUAACCUUUUUCUAAUAUUUUCUUUUUUGUGAGAUGCGUUGCACAUCAAGGUAACAUACUAAGAAUAAUACACAGAGAUACGAAUCUAUUUUAUGAUAAAAUAUAAAACUGACAUAAGUAUGGGUAUAAAACUUGGCUUAUUAAGUUGUCACUCAUGAUAGAGCUAUCAUUGAAAUGUCCACAUGUGUUGACGUGCCAUGAAAACUAUGUUUUGUUAGGCGCAUGUCGUUUUUAUUUGUGAAUACUGGUCAAAUAAAACAUAAGAUUUAUUUAAAUGCUUUGUUAAGAAAUAUGUUUUUUCAGAAGAGUCACCAUAACAUAGAAGGAUGUUUUCGUUUCACCACACACUAUGGACAGCAUAACAAACAAAGUACAAAUAUGUCUAAAUAACAUUUUUUUUCUAUGUGUAAGGAUUUAUAAAUGAUUUCACGCUCAUUUUUCAGGAAUGUCCUCCGCCAAAAGUAUUGUAUUUUUAAUCCGCUACCGAACAGUGCCUGAACCGGCCGCCAUAGCUCAAUACAGACACACGCCAUAAUGGCAUUUUCUUCUUUUAAAACAAUUUAACAAAAACGUGUUUGGAAAAAUUAUAAAAGGUUUCGCUUCAUUGCGUUGAAGUCGAGUCAAGUCAAGUCAAUAACCUUUUAUUUCAACUCAAGCUGAACGAUUGUCCCACAAGAGAUGCAAGCCAAUAUAUUUUUUUUCACACUUCAUUAAUGCUAAUGCUUGAACUGUGCUCUUAAGUAAACAUGAUUUAAAUUCAAUGGCAUGUUUCACAUUAACCAUUUAUUGACUAUUCAAUCAACUUUAAUAAACAUAUUCACCCGCCUUUAAUUAUUGUUUUCGCAAUUACUGAUAACGUACGAAGUGAGGAAAACUUUAUUGAUUCACAGCUUCAAUAAUGCAAGAAAGCAACAUUGUAUCAAAGCAAAUAUAGUAUGUCGGUUAUUUAAGAUCAUCUCUCUUGUUUACUGUUUUCAAAACAAACAUGUAUUUAGUUUUUCAAAAUAUCAUAUAUUCAUCUCUUUUACUUAUUAAAUAUCAAACUUUAAUUUUUUUCUCCUCCACGUGUUCGUGUAAAUGUAACUGUCUGUUAACUAUCGCUUGUGAUUCUGUUUCGCUUCUGUCGUUCCAUUUUAAUUGUAUUUGUUAAUAGUUUAUGCGCCAGUAAUAAGGGCACAUCUUGUUUACUGCAGGAUUAGCCAAGCUUUAUGCAUAUAGUUGUUAAUGUUAUAAUAUAUUUUAAAGACUAUUCAAACAUAUAUUUUAUGUUUACAAACACAUUCAGAAUACUUGUAUUUUCCAUAGAUAUGAUCUGUAUAAACAAGUUUAAGAAUAUCAAGGGUUUACUUCGUUGUGUUCUUAAAAUGUUAAAAAACACGCAAGAAAUCUGUUACGUUGUAAGUUAUUGUUAUGUAACUUUUAAAGGUUUUCCAGGUCAUAAAUUGGCACAUGAUUAUUCAUGUUCGAUAUACAUUUGUGUUUAUGCUUUUCUUGUGUCAUCAUUCCUUGUUUCUGUUACGUUGUUCAAUCACAGUGGAAAUUUAUGUUUGCUCAUUAUAUUUCUUAUUUCAGGGGACCUGCAUGUAUUUGUAUUGUGUAUUUAAUUUGUAAAUAAUCAUAUUGCAAAAUAUAAAAAGUUAUUUUAA